This is a messenger RNA of Wyeomyia smithii (pitcher-plant mosquito), 3986 nucleotides long. RefSeq lists its product as uncharacterized. Gene Ontology annotation, biological process: phosphatidylinositol dephosphorylation. Gene Ontology annotation, molecular function: inositol-polyphosphate 5-phosphatase activity. Lineage: Eukaryota; Metazoa; Arthropoda; Insecta; Diptera; Culicidae. The record is from RefSeq and is a predicted model, not a curated record. The transcript is spliced from 8 exons. The coding region runs from base 1167 to 3824 and encodes 885 amino acids.
UCAUCUCUCGCUCGAUUCGGUCGUCCGGUUGUUCGCUAUAGUGAGUUGUUCUCCGGUGGAAGUUAAAUAAUUCGCGAAAGCGCACACAGACUGCUUUGUGCUGCUGCAAAUUUCCCUGGCCCUUGCUGCCGAAUUUGCAAAAUUACUCCUCCGUUGGGCGUCUUGCUCAUUUUUCCUCAGCAACAACCAGCAACGCUAGUGUACUGCUUCGCCAAAACGUCGGAAUGUGUUGAAAUUCCAUCGCUGUCUGUCUGUUCCUGCUUCCUCCCAUACGUUCUGCUGCUGCGCUGAUCUGAUUGUUCAAGUGUCGCGAUUAGCAAACAAAAUAAUCCAAUAUUGUGUGCGCUCUUCGUUUUGCAGUGACGCAAAGAAAGAAAAAUUGAUCAUUCCGGAAGUCCUGGUUGGUGAUUGGUGUUAGUGUUCUACUAGGUGGAAAAAAAUUGAAUAGUAGAUUUCGCGAGCACACAGCCAACGCCAAAAGAAUGUCAAUGAAAAGCGCUUGGCUACGAGAUUGAAGAAGCUUCAUCAGUCAACGAUUCGCGAUGAGCGUUUAGUGUGAAGGAGCAGAAGGUGGUGUGGUGGUGGUGCCAAGCAAUAAAAAAAUGAAAGUGAAAGCGCCUUCGCCUACUUUAGUCGCCGCCGUUGUCACUCCGACGCUGCCAAUGGCCGAGGAGAGUCUUGUGUAAAUAAAAUUGUUAUUUGCAAAAAAAAAAUACACACCUAAGUGCCACCCUCAUCCGCUGAAAAUAAGCCAACGGGGCGCCGCUCUGUAGAUUGAAAUAACAAUAUUCGCCCUGAUGCCGUAGGAGGGUGCAGCGUUUGUUCCGGAAGCAAUUAGUUCCACCUGUGCGCGCAGCGAGAGAUAAGUUACCUGAAUUGUCAAUAGUGCUGUUUUAGUGGCUGUGGAAUCUAUCCAAUAUUAGCAUCAUCAGCAUCGAUUGCUAGGGCGGCUGCAGUGAAAUUUAUAGUAAACAACCCGAGUGAACCCAACUAGUGGCUGUAAAUUUAGUGAAGAGCGGAAGCCGUUUAGGUUUCGAAUGCCCUCUGGCACCGGCAACUCUUGGUGGUGAUUGUGGAUAGGAAUCCUUUAAUCUUUCGAGCAGCAACACGGAAACAGGGACGGAGAAGCGGUGGAGUGGCACCUUAGAGCAGCAGAGGUGAACAAGAUGGAAAAUUCAGGCUCACUUCCAUUUCUUCUAGUCACAGCGAACGUCGGCAGCGUUUUUGAGGACCCUUCCCGUCUGCUCGCCAUCUGGAUCAAGGAAUUUCUCAACCAUGUGGUAACCCGUCGGCCGGCCUUCAUCGCGCUGCACCUGCAGGAGGUGGGCGGUAAAACGUACGAAAAGUCCAUGGAGUACGUGCAGGAAUUCAUCAAGAAUCUGUGCGAAUCGCCCGAACUGACGGAGUACAACCGGAUUCGGGUGUACCUGGACGAGGACUACAACUCGGCGGAACACUUCACGGCCCUGGGCAAUCUUUACUUCGCCAUUCGCACCAUCGACCAUCUGCAGAUGUGGAAUUUUCUCACGCAUGAAUGGGAGACGGUCGAGGACAAAAACAUUCACACCGGCAAUAUUGAACCGAUUGCAACCAAAGAAAAGGCCAAGUUUCCCCAGCAAUUCUUCCCGGAGUGCAAAUGGUCUCGCAAGGGCUUCCUGCGAACUCGCUGGUGCGUCAAUGGGACCGUGUUCGAUCUGGUCAACAUCCAUCUGUUUCACGACGCUUCCAACCUGGCUGCCUGCGAGGAGUAUCCAUCGGUGUACUGCAAAAGCCGGCGGCGGGCGCUGGUGCACACGCUCGAAAGAUUUCACAAGGAUAAGGUUAACAGUGCCGUGCCAUAUUUUGUCUUCGGUGACUUCAAUUUUCGAUGUGACACGGAAGGGGUUGUCAAGAAACUGACUGAGGAUCUCACAAUGCACCGAAUUCCACACGCAAAAACCGACAACACCAAGGUUCAGUACCGUGACUCCGAGGGUGCCAACGUACUUACGGUGGGCAAGAAAGAGUUCUUCCACACUGACCAAAGCACAUUCAAGGAAAACUGGCUGCGCCAGUUCGAUCGCGAGCUGGAUUCGCUCCGCAGCAUACUGUUCGAAUAUCCAAUCACAUUCCCGCCGUCCUACCCGUAUGAGGAGGACCCCCAGCAACCGGGCAGCUACAUGUCCACCCGCUGUCCGGCCUGGUGCGACCGGAUACUGAUCAGCCCAGCGGCCCGCAAACUGAUUGACGAAGAACGGGAAAACGGCAAAGCCCAGAGCGGGAUAGUACCCAAAGGUACCUACGGUAUCAUCGGCGAAUCGGUCUGCAUGGGUGAUCAUAAGCCGGUUUAUCUCAAUAUACGAAUUAAGACAAGUCAAGGUAUUUUAAAUUACUGUUCCUGUGAUACGCAUGCGCAUAAACGUGUUGAACACUCUUCCAAUAAUAGUUCUAUGAUUGUUAGUAAUAAUAACAAUAGCUGUAGUAUUACUUUAGUUAGCAAAUCAUUCUAUAGUAGUGAAGCUAGAAGUGUCAACAGCGGCAACACCCACAACAAUAACAACAGCAUACGAACUCCCACUCUUGCUAACGAACCGAAGCCUCCUUCACGCGGCAUCACUUAUGAUCCCAUUUCAAGCACGAGCACCACUGCUAUAACAAUCACUACUCCCGCCACUAGCUCCAACAACAACAACAACAACCGCUGUCUAUCACCGCUGCCUAACAAACCUCACUGUUCGUACUGUUUCGACCGUAUUCAGUCCACCUUCGAUCAGAUCCUGUCCGUGCUGGAAUUACCCCCGGGUAUGUGUCCCUCUACCGAGAACGACACCCUACCCAGUGGUGAUGAAUCGAAUGACUCCUGCAAAGCAGUCACGAAAACCGCAGACGAACCAACCAAAGCUCCGAAGGCACCGUUGCCGGUUCGAAUCAGCGUGUUCGACACGGACAGCAACGCCAACGUUUGCAUGUGUUCAUUGUACAGCAGUAGCUUUAGUCUGGUGGGUGGCGAGCAACCAAAGCGCAGCCGGUCCGGUUCGGUCAGCUGUCCCACCGUAGAACCCGCCGCGGAGCCCGCACCGAGCAGCCAAAUAUGUCCAAACUGUCGGAACAUCAUCAAACAUCAACCGAUCGAACAUCGAAAGACACUCAUCUCGCGCAGACUGAUGUUAGCUAACGAUAUCAUUGUGAACCGCAUUGACACCCACUAUCUAAACACUUAUACCACACCCACAGGCAUGUCUACCCCCGGUGGCACGAUCAAUCAGUUCGAGCCGUACACUCCGGAGAGUGUGGAAUCGCACUCGCCUGUGCCGGAGAGUGCCUACGAGGGUAGGUUAGAAUUUCUUGAAUCUCAAAAUAUCCCACUGUUGGCAAUCUCUGCCACCGAUCCCAGUCAAACUCAGCCAAACAAUGCGGAACCAAAGCUAGUAGCCAAUAUGGACAAAAAGCAAUCAAUUGCUAACAACACCGCCGGUGGUAAUAACAGCACCGGUACCAUCAGCUGCGGAGGGGUAUCGCCCAGGCAGCUGAAAUCUCGACUGGAGAAGCUCAAACGAAUCUCGGAUCGGCGGAAACAGUACCAGCAGAGCAAAAAUGCCAACAACAGCGGAGGAACGUUGAUCGCUGCCACCAGCGAAGGAGGAGAUGAACCAGUGACGGAAAAAUCCUCCACCCUAGAUGGAAGCCUCGGCCUGAAGGAGGAGCUGGCGUUCGGUUCGAUGGCGAAGGAUGGUGGUGUCAUCGCUAUCGAUGGAGCUGCCGCCGGGCAGCGCCUCGGGUCGGAUCGCGCCACCGAUCGGAAGCUGGUGAACUGCUGCCGGCGACACUGUUGCACUAUUUCGUAGUAUCUACCCCGCGUAGAGGAGCCGGCCGGAUUGUACAUUGUUUGUGGCGUGUGUUUCUGUUGUACUUAUAUGCGAGAUAAUUUUAGCUAGAUAUUUUUUUUGUGGUUUAUUUUUUUGCGCAGGAAAAGAAGCGAGAAAGUAAAACAAGUUGUUUUUAUUCUA